Molecule: messenger RNA, 1445 nt
Organism: Cuculus canorus (common cuckoo)
Lineage: Eukaryota; Metazoa; Chordata; Aves; Cuculiformes; Cuculidae
Gene: MFAP2
Product: microfibril associated protein 2
Exons: 10
Coding region: 330-1196 (288 amino acids)
Biological process (GO): embryonic eye morphogenesis
Cellular component (GO): microfibril
Source: RefSeq, a predicted model, not a curated record
GAGUUGCUGAGAUGGUUUUAUCCAUCCUUCGGACUGGAAAUCAGGCUUGGGAUGGGAUGAGAGCAUCUUAAAAAAACCCCUCUGCUUCUCCUCCUGGUCUGGAACUGUGUUUUCUCAUUGUUUUUAGACCUUCUCUUGGCUGUGGAAACGCUGGAACCUCAGCACAACGGGCUGUGGGCUCAGUGCAAUGGGUCCAAUCCUGCCUCGAGGGUGAAAAACUCUCAUUGUUCAUUUUCAAACGCUCAUCGGUCACAUCUGGAGAGCUUCUCCCUCCACCCCAGCCCUCGAGCAGCCUCCCUGGGCUCCUCCGCUGGGUCUGAACGUCCUAAAUGUGCGGGGUUAUAUCCCCCAGCACCAGGUUUGGUGUCAGUGAUGGUGCUCGGGGCUCCCGGGGGAGCAUCCGCAGCCUCGCGGGAUGCAGCCGACAUCCCACGGCGUCCAGAAAGCUGCCAGCGAGCCGGGGGAAAGAGGGCCCCACGUCCAGGGAGCUGCGCAGGGGCUGCAGCUCUGCUCCAGCGUCCUCAGCUUGGCCCAGGAGGCAGGAAUUUGGGAGGAGGCUCAGGUGUGGCUUUAGGACCCAGCGGAGCCCAUGUUGGAGACUCCUCUGGCCGCAUCCCAGCCCGCGCUGCUGCUCCAUCGCUGCCGUCAGGAUGAGAGCGCUGGGGUUCUUCAUGCUGUGGCUGCCAGCAGCGCUCCUGGUCCAGGGACAGUACAGCAGGUUUGAAGGCAUCACCUACCCUGAGCCGAUGCAAUACUCCCAGUACGACCAGCAAUCAGAAAUUCAAGAUUACUACGACUACGAUGCCACCCCCCGGGCCACCGAAGAGCAGUUUCGAUACCAGUCCCAGCAACAAUCCCAGCAGGAAAUCGUGCCGGCUCCGACCCCAGCUUCUGCCCCCGAGACCGAACCCACGGAGCCCGGACCCCUGGACUGCCGGGAGGAGCAGUAUCCCUGCACCAGGCUCUACUCCGUGCACAAGCCCUGCAAGCAGUGCCUGAACGAGAUCUGCUUUUACAGCCUCCGCCGGGUUUAUGUCAUCAACAAGGAGAUCUGCGUCCGUACCGUGUGCGCCCACGAAGAGCUGCUGCGAGCCGAUCUCUGCCGGGACAAGUUCUCCAAGUGCGGCGUGAUGGCCACCAGCGGGCUCUGCCAAACCGUAGGCGCAUCCUGCGCCCGCAGCUGCGGCGGCUGCUGAGCUGGAGGGGACCCUCCUUCAUCCCCGCAUCCCGACCCCUUUCCAGACCCCCCGAUCCCGAAACGGAGCCUCACCGUUGGUGCUAAAGAAACUGUGCAUGAAAGAGCAUUUUAAAAGUCCACUUUUUGUGCACAUAAUAAGGGGGGGGAUGGUAUUAUUUGUUAUUAAUUGCCUUAUUCUAUUGUAAAGGGGGGCGGUACGAGCCCCCACCGCCACCUUUUCUACGUAGAGUGUCCAAGAGAUAAAGUG